Messenger RNA from Cuculus canorus (common cuckoo), 4768 nucleotides. RefSeq names its product fizzy and cell division cycle 20 related 1 (gene FZR1). Gene Ontology annotation, molecular function: anaphase-promoting complex binding; protein binding; ubiquitin ligase activator activity. The coding region runs from base 289 to 1770 and encodes 493 amino acids. Gene Ontology annotation, cellular component: anaphase-promoting complex. NCBI's taxonomy places the organism in Eukaryota, Metazoa, Chordata, Aves, Cuculiformes, Cuculidae. Gene Ontology annotation, biological process: positive regulation of anaphase-promoting complex-dependent catabolic process; anaphase-promoting complex-dependent catabolic process; positive regulation of ubiquitin protein ligase activity. The transcript has 15 exons. The record is from RefSeq and is a predicted model, not a curated record.
CGGGUCACGUGGUGCUGCGCGCGGGGCGGGCGGGGCCGGCGCCGCCAUAUUGGGGAGCGGGGCCGCCGGGAGGCGGAGCGGUCGCAGCUUGUUCAAAAGUCUGGGAAAUAGAAGAAUCCAUAACUGAAAUACCAAGACUCUAGGCUAAGGUGGAGGUGCAGCAGAGAGCUCCUGCCCUUUGAGUCCGAGUGAGUUCUUCGUCUUCUUGCAGACUAAUUACUCUUUGGACUUGAUGAACAUAAACUCCUGAGCUUGCUGCUGAACUCCCCAGCCCCUCUGCUUUCCACCAUGGACCAGGAUUAUGAGAGGCGCCUCCUACGCCAAAUCAACAUACAGAAUGAAAACACAAUGCCUUGCGUAGCAGAGAUGAGAAGAACCCUGACACCUUCCAAUUCUCCGAUGUCUUCUCCGAGUAAGCAUGGCGACAGAUUCAUUCCCUCAAGAGCUGGGGCCAACUGGAGCAUCAACUUCCACAGAAUAAAUGAAAAUGAAAAAUCACCAAGUCAAAACAGAAAAGCAAAGGAUGCUACAUCAGACAAUGGCAAAGAUGGCCUUGCUUACUCUGCCUUGCUGAAGAACGAACUCUUAGGAGCAGGGAUUGAGAAAGUGCAGGACCCACAGACAGAAGACAGGAGGCUGCAGCCGUCCACCCCAGAGAAGAAGUCUCUCUUCACUUAUUCGCUCAGCACAAAACGCUCCAGUCCAGAUGAUGGCAACGAGGUCUCACCGUAUUCCCUGUCUCCUGUCAGCAACAAAAGUCAGAAGCUACUACGGUCACCUCGAAAACCGACUCGGAAAAUCUCCAAGAUUCCUUUCAAAGUGCUGGAUGCCCCAGAGCUGCAGGACGAUUUCUACCUGAACCUGGUGGACUGGUCCUCUCUUAACGUCCUCAGCGUUGGCCUUGGGACUUGUGUUUACCUGUGGAGCGCUUGCACCAGCCAGGUAACCCGACUGUGUGAUCUCUCUGUGGAAGGAGAUUCAGUAACAUCUGUGGGCUGGUCAGAACGGGGGAACUUGGUAGCCGUUGGCACUCACAAGGGCUUUGUACAGAUCUGGGAUGCAGCUGCAGGAAAAAAGCUCUCCAUGCUAGAGGGGCACACGGCCAGAGUCGGUGCCUUGGCAUGGAACGCAGACCAGCUGUCUUCUGGGAGCCGAGACAGGAUGAUCCUCCAGAGAGACAUCCGCACCCCGCCCCUGCAGUCUGAGCGGCGGCUCCAGGGCCACAGGCAGGAGGUCUGUGGGCUCAAAUGGUCUACGGACCACCAGCUCCUGGCCUCCGGAGGAAACGAUAAUAAGCUCCUUGUCUGGAACCACUCCAGUCUGAGUCCCGUCCAACAAUACACAGAGCAUCUUGCAGCAGUAAAAGCUAUCGCCUGGUCUCCACACCAGCAUGGGCUCCUUGCCUCUGGUGGUGGGACAGCCGACCGCUGCAUACGCUUCUGGAACACGCUCACCGGGCAGCCUUUGCAGUGCAUUGACACCGGGUCACAAGUGUGCAACCUGGCCUGGUCGAAACAUGCCAAUGAGCUGGUGAGUACCCAUGGAUACUCGCAGAACCAGAUCCUUGUCUGGAAAUACCCCUCGUUAACUCAAGUAGCAAAGCUAACAGGGCACUCAUACAGAGUGCUGUAUCUGGCAAUGUCCCCUGAUGGGGAAGCCAUAGUUACAGGAGCUGGAGAUGAAACCUUGCGCUUCUGGAACGUCUUCAGUAAAACUCGCUCGACGAAGGAAUCUGUGUCCGUUCUCAACCUCUUCACCAGGAUACGAUAAACCCCACUUACUGAGACCCAGGAGACCAGAGCCUGACACACCAGGAUAAAGCCACUGCCUUGGUGCUCAUGCAACCCCAACCAAUCAGCCAAGAGGAGAGAGGUCGGAGGAUGGACCCAAUGGAUGCUAAUUAAAUAUGUGCUUGUGAACCACGCUGGGCAGUAUUUGGGAUGGGGUCGGGGAGGGAACUCCAGUGGUUUACAGAUUCAUCUGUCAUAAAGGGAAACUGGUACAAGAGCAGUGUUAAACCAACAUCCUCCAACCCUUAUGUUGUGCAUUGGAGAAAACACACGACACGGACCAUUGAGACUGGACCAAGGCUAUCCCAGCUGCUGUCUCUGUCCUCUCUUAGGAGAGAUGAGUAUCCUUGCCUCUGUGGGAAUGGGUUUAAGGUGCUGCCCUGGGUUCCUGUGUCCUCGCAUGGACAUCUUUGGAAGUAGGGGCCAGACUCCAGGCUGGGUGUGAGCCUCUCCGAUUACCUAAGGGCAUUGGUUAUAGCCUAGCAUCCCCGUGACAUAAAGAAAAUGAAGAACAGCUUAUUUUCCUUUUUUUUUUAAUUUUGGAGAGGUACUGUAGUGUUUGAUACAGUCAUUCCCUAGGACAGCUUGAUUUGUGGCAUGCGUGACAGCUGCCUGCAAACAAAGACAUUUCUGGGCUCUGAACUUUGGAGGAGACUUCAAAUAGUCUCCACCUCCGAGCGAGUGCGUUCAGAAAGUUCUGAAAUUGUUGUUGCAUGUUCUGGGCUGAUUCUUUUAGUUAACAGGAAAAACAAUGGCUUUAGAAAAAAAAAACAAACCACCAACAGCCACCAACCACCGUCUGUGUGGACCUUCCUACAGUGCCAUUUGUGGCAGGCUGGUUGCUCUGGAGUCUUCCUGAGGACAAAAGCAGUUGAGAUGCGUUUGAGAAACAAACAACUCAUGUGGAUCUGGUUUUUUUGGAGAGAGCAUGGCCUCUUCUGGCUCAAGGAGGGAAAUGCCAUAUCGGGGUGAGAGGAGUUUUUUUUGUAAAGCAAGGAAAAAGUGUUGCUCUUUUUUAUCUCCAAGUCCCAGACAGGGACCUGUGGUUGAUUUGUGUUCUGAAUUUUUUUUUUUUUCAAGGUGUAUGGGAAGAGAAUGCCUGCUUGUGUGUUUGGGGCCUGUGUGACGAGUGCCGUGGGAUGCGAUGCAAAGCAUCUCUGUGUUGCUUUUAACUUAAAGUGAAGCUGUUAGGCUUGCAGCAGCCUGUUCCUGUCUGACUCUAUAUGUGCCAAUGCUCUCCCUGCCGUGCACCUGCCUCCUGCCCUCCCCAGUGCACAGGGCUGGGAGCGCUGUUUCGUGUCCUUGUUUAGGUUUUCCUGGCUGUGUAUAUAAACCUCGACCUGUAGAGUGUGUAGGCAAUACUUGUUUGUCUUUUUUCCCUUUAUUUUCUUCUUUCCCUGAAGCCACGCUAUAGGGAUAGUGGUAGGAAUGCAACUGUCCCUCCCCGGUGCCACUGGUAUCUGUAGGGUGAGCUGCUGCAGUGGGGGAAGGCUGGUACAGAGAAGGGCAGCGCGAUGCCAUUCUCUUCACAGCCUUGGCCACAUGUGCCAUUACCUGGGCCAGGCGCAUGGUGUGGCCUUUGCCCAGCACGCGUACUCAAAGGCAGGCAUGCGGAGCUCAUGGGCAGGAGCUGGCAGCUCCAGAGUCUCCAGAGCCCAAAGUGCAGCCACUCUGUAGACUUCCAGCCUUGCUAGCCUCCAAAAUGUAAUUUCAAUGUAAUUUCUGGAACUUGGUUUCAACACAACUAUUUGAGUGUAGUUUUUGCUGCGGGAGCACAGGGCUUGGGGUUAAAAAUCAUCCGAUAGCCUCCCAGCCCCUCUCUUGUUUGUGAUUUCACUGGCACUAUUGAAUUCAGUGGAAGGAACACCACAGCACACAGAGGAGCUGUUAGCGUUAGGUCUGAUGGUGAAGGUGGUGAGCAGGUUUGCAGCAAGACUUGGCGUCAGGGGUGUUAGCCUGGGGUUAGGGGGUCAGUAAUGCUGGUGCGCAUUCUCUUUUCUGUUCUGGAUCACCUCCGCACAUGCAGACCCCAGGAGACACUGGUUUCUCAUCCAGGAAGGCGUAGGUGGUUGGGGUGGGGGACACAAGCAGUCUCAGCCAUGGGGUGUUCAUGCUGGUUUGUGCCCACUCUAGAGCAGGAGGAAGGAGCCGGAAUGUGGGGUGCACAGGCUGAGCACAGCGUGACAGGGACUUCUGCAGCCCUGGGACUCGUGCAGGGAUGGCAAGAGGGGCGGUGGGUUUGCCUCCUGCCCUGUGAUGUGGCUGCGUUCCCUGGACUCCCGGGCAAUGCUGGGGUGGUGGGCAGCCCUGUCCAGGCUCGUGGCCUGUGCUGCAUUCCCAGCUCAGUGCUCUCGGCUCUCCCAACAUCCAGCUGUGUCCCAGGAUGCUGCACGGGGGACACACCCCCUUGUUGCUCUUUCCCGACAUCAUGCUCCUCGCUUGCCAGGGACUUUCACAAACCACAUCUCACUUUUCUUGCUUUGGAGCUGCCUUGAGAGCAGGUUGGCGUGUGGUGGCUUCUCUCACAGUGCUUGGCAGGGAGGGCCAGUGAUUUCCAGGCAAUGGCUGGUCUGCAGCUGAGCCCGCUGGCUGAGAAAGAGUGGCUCUGAUUGACUUCACUAUUGAAGCAUGGUACAAACUCCUCCCCCCACCCACUCGGAGUUCUUGGCAGUGCUCCCUGCAGCUCUCCGGUGGCAGCAGAGUGGGUGCGUGCCUUGGCGGGGGCAGGCAUGCAGUGCAAUGCCGUCAGCGGGCUGGAGAUAAAUGGGGAAAAGAGCAAAGCUGAUGGCAUCUUGUGACUGCGGGGUGCGAUCGGUGAGUGCUGAGCCGUGUGGGUGGGGCAAAGGGUCCUCCCCAGGCCUGGGCGAUAACAUCUGCAGCCUUGUUGGCAUUGUUAUAUAUCAUACGGCCAGGGAAAACAGAGCUCAUUGUACUUUUCCAUGUAAAGCAAUCUAACUGGCAUUAAAUAUGUUGUGAAU